UGAUCCAGUUAAGUUGUUUCCACAAAUCUGAUACACAACUUUGACGUGCAAUCUCUUUCACUGAAUCACUGGUGUCCACUGAAAUCAAUUAAUUUUCAAUGAACAAGAUGGCCAAAAUCCAAAGCUCACCAGAUCUGCCAUGGACCGUCAGCCUUUUCAUCUCCGCCGUUUCCUUCGCAGUCGACACCUCUUGCCGCUCAAACUUCACCGUCAACCGUCGCCUCUGGAACUUGCUCGAUUACAAACCCUCUCCCUUAACAAAACCUCACAGAAACCUCAAGAGCUCCGACGUCGUCGUCGUCGGCGACGGCCCUUCCCGCAACCUCUGGUUCCGCCUAUACACUCCCACCGCCGCAACCACCAAGAAGCUCCCCAUCAUCGUCUUCUUUCACGGCGGCGGGUUCGCCUUCAUGUCCGCCAGUUCAAAACUCUACGACGAUUUUUGUCAACGCCUCGCUCGGGAGCUCCCCGCCGUCGUCGUCUCCGUCAACUACCGCCUCUCGCCGGAGCAUCGAUAUCCCUGCCAGUACGACGACGGAUUCGACGUCCUCAAGUUCAUCGACGGCAGCGGCAGCAGCAGCAGCUGCUUGUUCGAGGGCGCCAAUCUCGGACAGUGCUUUCUGGCCGGGGACAGCGCCGGCGGGAACAUAGCGCACCACGUGGCGAUCAGAGCCAGCGGGCACGAGUUCCGGCAGGUAAAGGUGGUGGGAAUGUUGGCGAUUCAGCCGUUUUUCGGCGGAGAAGAGCGGACGGAAUCGGAGACGAGACUGAAAAAUAUGCCGCUGGUGAACAUAGAGCGGACGGACUGGAUGUGGAAGGCGUUUUUGCCGGAGGGGUCGGAUCGGGACCAUCCGGUGGCGAAUGUGUUCGGGCCGAACGCGGUGGAUAUAUCGGGGGUGGAUUUUCCGGCGACGGUUGUGUUUGUUGGGGGCUUGGAUCAGUUGCAAGAUUGGCAGAAGAGGUACUACGAGGGAUUGAAAAAACGCGGGAAACAAGCGGAGCUGGUGGUGUUUCCGAAUGCCAUUCACACUUUCUAUGCUUAUCCCGAGUUGGAUGACUCUUCUGUGUUUAUUCACAAAGUCAGGGAUUUCGUACAAGCGCAUGCAACUGAAACUCAACAUUAAUCAAAUCUCACUCAUCAAAAUUAUUCCAUGCACGUCUUUUAUUAGAUAAUCUCAAUCAUUGAUAUUAUAUUAUCAAUAAUAAAAAAGUGUAUUUAAUGUUAUCCAGCUGUUCAUUCGUGUUGGUGCAAGUGUACGUCGG
Molecule: messenger RNA, 1263 nt
Organism: Rosa rugosa (rugosa rose)
Lineage: Eukaryota; Viridiplantae; Streptophyta; Magnoliopsida; Rosales; Rosaceae
Product: probable carboxylesterase 18
Exons: 1
Coding region: 99-1124 (341 amino acids)
Biological process (GO): pollen tube growth
Molecular function (GO): carboxylic ester hydrolase activity
Source: RefSeq, a predicted model, not a curated record